Nematostella vectensis (starlet sea anemone) is the source of this 1993-nucleotide messenger RNA. Its product is annotated as trace amine-associated receptor 13c. The coding region runs from base 722 to 1705 and encodes 327 amino acids. The record is from RefSeq and is a predicted model, not a curated record. Gene Ontology annotation, biological process: G protein-coupled receptor signaling pathway. Gene Ontology annotation, cellular component: membrane. Lineage: Eukaryota; Metazoa; Cnidaria; Anthozoa; Actiniaria; Edwardsiidae. The transcript has a single exon. Gene Ontology annotation, molecular function: G protein-coupled receptor activity.
GAGAGUCACACACAAAGCACACUGAAAGAGGAGUCUCUACUAUUGUUAUUUUGCAUCUUGUUUUAUUUUAUUCGCCAGCAUCCUCCACGUACUUACUAAACGCGCACAAAUCCGUGUUCCUACGCUAGACGCGCCAAAACAGACUGCCGUGAGCGCCGACGGUAUAAAUAAGCGUGCUGGUAUAGCGACUGCAGAGACAGUGGAAAUCGGUCUUCUUGAUGUCACGAAGCUGGGUACUUAGUACCGCGAAAAACCAACCGGACUGAGUUUUAGCGGAAAUUGAGCUGGGAUUGGCGGCAGUGUUUGCAAAUAUUGGGUUUUGAACAUUUCUAUCUGGAUAUCUAGCGGUGGCAAGGUGUAAUUUACGAGCUUUCGAGCGCACUCUUUGCGGGAGAGAGACCACAGAGGAGGUUUGGAUCCACUGAAGCGCUGCUUUUUACUGCGCGAGUUCUUCCGUUGCAUGACUUGCUUUAACAUUCUUCGAACGCUGAUCUUACCUGAGAUAAACGCGCUAAGAAACCUGGGGGCGAAAUAGAAAACACAAUUGAGAAACGCUAACGGUAAGACAAACGCAAUUUAGAAACCCGAGUUGUGGCGCUUGUAUUAGUGCUUCCAUCUCAUGCCACUUGACUGACAUAAAGGAGUGAAGGAGGCCUUAAGGGAAAGCACACAGAAUUGCCGUGUUUAUUGACUCAGUAUACGGCCGUCUGUAGAGUACGCCAUGUCGCAACCUAACCUAACAACACGACUGAACCAAAGUACCGUGAUAUGCGGAGGAGACCCAACGCUGUACUCAACCGAGGCCUGGUACUGGAUUUUACGAGGUUUAAUCGCUUUUAUUACGAUAUUCGGCAACGGACUCGUCAUAUAUCUGGUGUCGUUCCGAAAACCACUGCGCGAUCAACCGUCGCCUAAUUGGUUCGUCAUGUCACUAGCGCUCGCGGACUUUUGUGUUGGCGCCUUUAACUUCCCUACAAUGUUUGUCUACGCGUUUACGUUCAACUGCUUUUCGCAGCCGUCGAGCUGGACAUGGCCUAUCCUAGGGUUCUGCAUGAACGUGUUUCUGGACGCGUCCAUCACGAACUUGACCCUCCUGACUUUAGAUAGGUACUUGGCGGUAGUGCACCCGUUUACUUACGAGUCUUUCAUGACUUCGUCGCGCGCCGCCGGAAUGAUCGUGUCCGCGUGGGGGAUAACGGUCAUACUAGAGAUUCCGUAUCUCGUGUUGGAUAUACAGCGCGCCGGAGACGAGGCGUACACCAUUCACUUGUGGCUCUACAUGGUGAUUUUUACUUUCCUUCCAUGUGUAUUUAUGCUGUACGCGUACACGAGAAUACUGAUAGUGGCACGAAGACAUCGGAAGGAGAUCUCGGCGAGAUUAAAGCGGAUGGCGUCAUUUAGCGAGUCUACUGAUGUGGCGCUUGCCCAGAGGGGGAAUAAAAAUGGGGCUAUGUACACAGUCGGUAUCAUUGUGGGCAUAUUUCUGCUCUGUAAUAGUUUCGUACAGUAUAGGCUCUCGUGUUUUCUAUCGCCAUCCUGCAGCAUGUCCGCUGCAGAGAGCUACUUAUUCCUACUACUGCGGUACGCGAACUCUGCGCCUAACUUUAUUGUUUAUGCGUUUAUGAAGAGCGACUUUCGCCGAGAGAUCUACGCACUGUACAAGAAAAAGGGACGGCUUGCAGCCGUUCGGCGCUAUGCUAAGUGACGUCACGUUAGUUCAUCUCUCUGUGUUCCCCGUCUUCAAUAGAACACUCGAAACCGGGUAGAAUUGCGGGUUUUGGGUUAAUUGACGCUUGCCUUUCACCUGUUGGCGUUUUAGAUGAAGUCCCCUAUUCUUGGGUGCUGCUUAAAAAUAUGUAAAUGACUUAAGCUUUUGAAAUGAACGGAACAUAUGUUAUCCGGUUCUGAUUUUUUAUUUUUAUUUUUAUUAUUCUAUUCUGUGCUGGGUAUUUGUAGUAUUUGCAUGAGAAAAAUAAAGGGGAAUUGAAAACAA